AUGCAAGGGUUACGCCACUGCUCUGACGACGCUGUCCACCUUGACCUAACACCUCCUCCACCACCACCACCACCACCACCAACGAACUCCUCCUCCUCCUCCUCCUUAUCCAUCGACUUGGACGAAACCACUGAGGCACGAAUCCAGCGCCUGAUCUCGGAGCACCCGGUCAUCAUCUUCAGCCGAUCCUCUUGCUGCAUGUGCCACGUCAUGAAGAAGCUGCUAGCCACCAUCGGCGUCCAUCCCACCGUCAUCGAACUAGACGACCACGAGAUCGCCGCUCUCCCUGCCUCCUCCGACCUCGACACCGAAUCCCUCCGCAAUCGCGCCCCCGCCGUUUUCAUCGGCGGCGCCUGCAUAGGCGGUUUGGAGUCCCUGGUCGCCCUCCAUCUCAGCGGCCACCUCGUCCCCAAGCUAGUCGAAGUCGGUGCUCUAUGGGUAUGAUUCACCAUUGAUUUUAUCCCAUCUUAAUUAAUAUUAAAAAAAACAAAAAAAGAAGAGAGAUGUCGAUAUAACUAAUUUGUAUGAUAUCGUUAGGAGUAUGAAAUCUGAAUCCGCGAGGCGUUUGCCCGUUUAGUAUGGAAACGACGAGCAUAACAGAAUUAGGAAAACCUUUUGUUGUUUGAUUGGGUUCUGUUGGUUUCUGUUACUUUUGGGGGGAUGGAUGGUGGACACGGAGUCAGUGGUCAAUAUAGGAAAAGAAUGGAUUCGAAUAAUCAUAUCAAAAAGAGAGGGAGGGAGGGAGGGAGGGAGGGAGGGAGAAUGGAUUCGAAUAAAUGUGCGAGGGAGGUUUUGGCGUGAAGGAUACUCGCUGGUUAUGGAGGGAACACGUGUACAGGGUAUCCAGUACGUGCAGUGCAGUCAGGAAACGUUGCCGGGGUUCCACAACGUUUCGCGGAGUCAGUCAGAGCAAGUCAGUCUCCGUGUCAGUCUUUUGGGUCCCAUUCCCAAUUAUUAAGCACUCAAAGCAGUAGAUGCAUAGCCCCAGUAGCUCGCUCCCUCUCCUCACCCCAAAUCCCAAAGUCUCUCUCUCAUCUCUCUCUGCAUAAAAAUCAAUUAUCAAUCAUAUAUGUAUUUGUUGGGUUGGUGUAUCCGUAGAUAAGGCAGAUGAGAAAUGCGUUUUCCUUUGGGAUUUCUCUUUCAUCCUGCGCGUCCAUCUGUUGUUUGCGCCAUCUGCCAAGGACAGGAACGAUCCUGGCCGUCCUAAGAAGGAAGGGAAGAGCUUCGCGGCCAUUGUUUAUGGGGUUGAGUCGUUAAGAAAGAUGGGAAAAUGAAAGGAGGAGUGGGUGGGGGUUUACAGAGUAGUAGUUUGGAAAAGAAGAUGAAAAUGAUGCAUAAGGGGAAAGGAAGCAUGCGGACAAAUGCUUGUUCAAUUAUUGGAAAUCAAAUGUCCUUAGCAAACACGACUCCUCUCCUCUCUUUUGGCGCUCUGCUCUCUCGUCCCUCUCAUCAACGCCCGUUCCAUCCCACGGCUCGUGUAAUUGUGUUCUCCCGUAUCAAAUCAAAUAUGCUGAAUUCCUUGUUAGUUUUGUUAGAUUUCUCAGAAUUACUUGUGGUAUCUUGUGUUCGCAUGACGCGGUUCCCUCUAGUCAGUAUCAUGCACAUUAAAGCAGACGGAAUCCCUUUUGUUGUUGUUGUUGUUUUCUUUUUUCUUUUUUUUUUUUGGGUACCAGGUCACCAUGUAUUGUUUUUUUUAUUUUAUCUUGAAAACGAUAUGAGAUGGAAUGAAUAUUUAUGUUUA
Messenger RNA from Prosopis cineraria, 1741 nucleotides. RefSeq names its product glutaredoxin-C10-like. The record is from RefSeq and is a predicted model, not a curated record. NCBI's taxonomy places the organism in Eukaryota, Viridiplantae, Streptophyta, Magnoliopsida, Fabales, Fabaceae.